This is a messenger RNA of Gavialis gangeticus (Gharial), 1187 nucleotides long. It is a transcript of the gene RYBP, whose product is annotated as RING1 and YY1 binding protein. Gene Ontology annotation, cellular component: nucleus. The coding region runs from base 1 to 570 and encodes 189 amino acids. The transcript has 4 exons. Gene Ontology annotation, molecular function: DNA binding; transcription coregulator activity. Gene Ontology annotation, biological process: positive regulation of DNA-templated transcription. Lineage: Eukaryota; Metazoa; Chordata; Crocodylia; Gavialidae. The record is from RefSeq and is a predicted model, not a curated record.
AUGCACGAGCACAAAUGUGGGUAUUUUUUUUCUCAUUAUAGAAAGCCUAGAAUAAACUCACAGUUGGUGGCACAACAAGUUGCUCAGCAAUAUGCGACCCCACCACCACCUAAAAAGGAAAAGAAAGAGAAAGUGGAAAAGCAAGACAAAGAAAAACCUGACAAGGAAAAAGAAAUCAGUCCAAGUGUUACAAAGAAGAACAACACCAAGAAGACUAAACCAAAGUCAGAUAUUGUGAAAGAUCCUCCUAGUGAAGCAAACAGUAUACAGUCUGGGAAUACAACAACAAAGACCAGCGACUCAAAUCACACUUCAAGACCCAGACUGAAAAAUGUGGACAGAAGUACUGCACAGCAGCUGGCAGUCACAGUGGGGAACGUCACAGUGAUUAUCACAGACUUUAAAGAAAAGACUCGCUCCUCUUCCACAUCCUCAUCUACAGUGACCUCCAGUGCAGGAUCAGAACAACAGAAUCAGAGCAGCUCUGGCUCUGAGAGCACAGACAAGGGCUCGUCCCGCUCCUCCACACCCAAGGGGGACAUGUCAGCAGUCAACGAUGAAUCUUUCUGAAAAUUGCACAUGGAGUUGUGGAAAACUAUGAAUCAGGGUAUGAAAUUCAAACACUCCACCUGCCCAUGCUGUUUAAAUCCUGGAGAGCCUCUUCUGUGCUUGAACAUACACUUUCUUGGACAUCGACCUCUUACUGAUGCAACCAGGAUAAUUUCUGCUUGCCAUGGGCAUCUGGCCACCAAGGAAUUUCGCACCCUGACGAUUACUCUUGACACUUUUAUGUAUUCCAUUGUUUUAUAUGAUUUUCCUAACAAUCAUUUAUAAUUGGAUGUGCUCCUGAAUCUACUUUUUUAUAAUAUCUGCUGUGCACAAUUUUCCAUGAACAUUACAACCUUUUGUUUUUGGAGUGGGGGGGGGGAGGGCAGGGGAAGGGGGCUUUAUUUAUUGCAUUCACAAACUCCAUCCUCUUUUUCAGCAUAUCCUUUAAGUUCAGUUCUUCCUCCAGUUAUACUCUGUACUAUCAGUUUUGAUAUAAAUUAUAUAUAAAUAUAUAUAUAAAUAAAUAUAUAUAAAGGGUUAUUUGAAACCAAUACAUGGAAACGCUGGUGCUUGAAACACUGUGAAGCGAAACAAUGAUAUUGAACAGUAAAGAUCUGGGACAGUCCCCUUCUGUGAAA